GCGGAUCCAAAGCGCCAAGAAGCAUGGCGCCCGUGCCCGUGCUCGACAUCUGGCAGCGCUUCCAGCGCGCGAAUGGCCCGAUGCUCGAGGAAGACGCGCUAAAGGAGGUCGGCCUCGUCCUCGCCACCAAAGGUGCGACGCCCGACGACGUGGCGGCGAGCCUCACGGAGGCCAUCGAGCGCAUGGUCGCGACCGUGCAAGAGCCUGGUCCGCUCGGUGCAACGAACGCAACGCUCUUGCUGCUGCAGCUCGUCAUGCACACGUUUCACGGGCUCAAGGUCGCCAAGCGCUUCGAAUGCUUGGACGCGGCUAGCACGUCAUUGGUGCCGGCGCUGCUCGAGCUGCUCCUCGUCCUCGCGCCGGCCGACGGUGCCCUUUUCGCGGAUACCCGCCUCGUCAUCGAGACGGUAUCUUUUCUCAGCACGAUUCUCGUCGGCUACCAGCACGCGUCGACGCUGUACACGGCCCACCACGCGUCGCUUCUCGGCCUCGUCGAGACCUUUGGGUCGCACCCGAGCAUCGUGGGCACAGCCGUCGGCGCAACCACGUCGCAGCUCCUUGUCCAAACCGCACUCUGCCUCGUGCACGUGCACCGCGGGUGUCCCACUCUCAACGCGGCCUUGCUCAAAGCGCUGCUGUCGCACAUGGAGAACGUGCCCACGCCCCGUGCCACCGACAUUGAUGCGACGCUCCGCGAGUGCUCGUGGCUCCUCACAUCCGACCCAGGGUACCUUCCAAGCGUCGAAGGGCUCUGGACGAUGGACGAGUACGGCGACGUCGGGGGCCGCAGUCGAAACGCAUCCUCGCUCGUCUUGUCGACGGCGGCCAGCUGCCACGCCGUGCCAUUCACCGCCGCGCUGUACGACAAUGGAAAGAAAACGAUCGAGCUCUCGGGGGCGGCUGUUGCGCCGCUCGCGCUGCUGCAGGCACCGUCGACCGCGCCAGGACCCUGGUCGCUGGAAGGGCAGUGGCGUCAGCUGCUCGCAGACGACGCGCCGAACGCGAUGCAGCCGAUCGCGGUGGCCGUCGAGUGGGCAUGCAGUGCGUGCACCGUCGUGAACGCCGCCUCGGCCCUCAAGUGCACGACAUGCGGCACGGCCGCGCCGCCGCCGCUCCCGUCGUCGCUCCAGUCUGCCACGAACGGGAGCAACCCCGCGCCCGUGACUGCGUCGCUCCAUGAAUCGUUUAUGGCACUGCAGUGGAGUCGCGGCGAGCAAAAGGGCGUCUGGCUUGCCCGCAAGCAAGCGUUGACGCCAUCGCUGCAGUUGCCACCGGCCUCCGCCGUAUCGCCCACGGCCUACACCCUGCACGGCGACGUAGCACAGUGUCUCGCUGUCGAGAAGCCCAUGUCGGUCAACAGCCACGGCAGCACAACCAUCGAGCUGCACGUGCGCAUCGAAGCAACCGCCAGCCGCCAAGUCGUCUUGGCCAACGGCGAGUUUACGCUGGCCUUGGAGCCCACCCAGACGCUGGUCUGGACGUACGGGCAGCACGUCUUGUCGACGCCGCUCUCGUCCAGUGGCAGCCGCUAUCACCACAUUGCGCUGGUGCACGAUGAGCACGAGCUCAUCUUUGUACUCGAUGGCGCGGUGGCCGCCCGCACGCCGCGCGUCAAGGCCCACGAAGAUGGCGUCGCCGCCAAGAUCUUGGUCCUCGGUGCCGAGCCCACUGAAUUGAGCACGAUCUCGACACCGUCGUCGACGCAGUUGCCGGCGUCGGUGUAUGCCCUCGCGCACCCUAUGCACGGCUCUAUCGUCGAGCUCCGGGUGUGGGCCGUCGCCCUUGACCUCGGCACACUGCAGGCACGCGCUACGGCGGCGCUGCCGCAGACCACGCCGCACUUGCUGCUGUAUUUGCCGCUCGUCGGGUCCUCGGAGCAUUUGGUGAUGGACCACGGACCGUACGGCAGCCACGCGAGCCAGUACAUGCACGGAAGAUGGCCCGUUGCGCCGUCGCUUGCCGCGUUGCCCGUCGCGGCGCAUCGGUGGGGCGUGCUCGAGAGCUUUUUCCUCUACGGCGCCGUGCGUCACUGUGAUUCGUGGACGCUGGAGAGCGGGUCUGCGAUCUGGCACAGCGACGCGCUCGGCCUGCCGCACGCAGACGGGAUCUCGUUUCAAACGACCGUCGCGACGGCGUUUCCGACAGGCACCAAGGCGUCGAUGGCCAUCGCGCUGGCCAACGUCUCGUACUGGCAGCAGACGUCGCUGAUUGACGAAGUCUCGGCGCUCGACGCACCCACGUCGUCACCACCCGCGCUUUUGGUGCACUUGACGCAGCACGCCAACGACGCCGGUGUCGCGAUCGGCCUCUAUGUGCUCAAGGCCGGCGCGAUCCACUGCCUCAGCUUCGCGACGUCGCUCCUGCCGACGAUUCACGCGGCGCAGGUGACGUACGACGCGGCCCGCGGGACAUUCUCCGUUGCUCUCAACGACCGCGUCGUCUCGAUGGUGUCGGUCGACGUAGCGCUCGCCCUCGGGCUCUCGGCAACCUCUUCUCUUCGCGCCGGUCUCGUCGUGCCGCACACGUCAGACAUUGAAGACGCCGUGUCGAUUGGGAUUGGCGCAUGGCACCUGGCCUUGUCGCCGUCGUCGACGAUGACAACGUCGGCGCUGCGGGCGGUGUAUGGCCUUGUGGGGCUGCAGGACGACGUGCAUAUGACUGACGCGCACGCGUCGGCCACCGUGAGCUGCUCCAAGUACCACACGGACGGCAGCGCGAUCACGCAAGAGCUGUUUGGGUGCCAGAGCUGCAACACGAACCUCGUGUUUUGCAAAACGUGCGCGGCGUGGUGCCACGAAGGCCACGAGCUCGUCUGGAAGGGCAAGACGGCCGGCGCGUGCGGCUGUCGGUCGCGCGGCGCAGCGGCGUGCCACUGCCCCGAGCCCGUGUCGCUACCGACGGACCGGCCCGUGCUCGGUGAACCGACGUAUGGCCUGUGGUGCUGCCCGCAGUGUACCGUGAUCAACGCCGUCGACAAGGCCGUGUGCUCUGUCUGCGGGUGCGUCUCGCCCAUCGCCUCGCCGACGCCGCUCCAAGAUUUGCUCUCGCCGCUCUUGGAGACGCCGUCGAUGGCGGCCGAGUGGUCGUGCGACGCGUGCACGAUGCUCAACAGCGCCUCUGCGACCAAGUGCGCGGUCUGCGACACGGCCAAGCCCGGUGGUAGCUCUGGUAAUAGCAGCACGGCGCUGCUCGCCCUCGCGAGCGCCGCGUCCGAGACGAUCCAAACACCGUUGGCGUCCGGGCCGUGGUCGUGCGGUGCCUGCACGAUGGGCAACGAGGCGUCGCACACCAUUUGCCACAUUUGCGGCACGCCUCGGCCGAUCGAUGCCGUCCCGGUCGCCACGCCGGCGACGGCUCCACCGUCCCCGAUCAGCGUUGCCACCGCGCCGCCGCCAGUGCCCGUGUCGACCGCGCGCCUGGACACUCUGUUGUCGCUGCAAGCCCAAAAGAUGAUCCGUGUGCCACUGGACCUUGCCCCGUUUGCGACGGGCGCGACGACGUGGGAGACGACGGCCGGGCUCUUGGUGCUUGAAUAUGCACCGCACGACGCGUACAUUGGCGACCUUGUGACGGGGUCGUACGUUGAUGGCGAUGGCAGCCUCGUGGGCCUUCUCCAGCCACCGUCGUCGGCGACAGGCCCGCUCGAGCUCCGCGGGCUGUACAAGCCGUCGUUGACGAGUGUGCCCAACAGCUUUCUCUUCCAGAUUUCGCCCCAGAGCCGGCUCGACGGGCUGUGGUUUCGUGGCGACGGCGCGGGCCAGUGGCGCUGUACGUUCACAGCGAGCACGCAGCGUCUCCGCGGACUCAACGGCGCGCCGUUCUACUCGGGGCUGGUCAACAUGGCGCAAAACCUCACGAACGUGUGCUACCAAAACAGCUUUUUGCAAGCGCUCUUUAUGACGCGCGCGUGCCGUGACGCGCUGCUCUCGGCGCCCACGUCGCCCAAUGCGGUCGUGUCGACGCUGCAGUCGCUCUUUGGCCGCUUGUUGCAGUCGCAGGCGCCGGCCAUCGCGACGCAUGCGCUCCAGCGGUGCCUUCCGCCGACGUUCCAAGCCGGUCGGCAGCAAGACACGAGCGACUUUGCGAAUUUCAUCAUGGAAGCCUUGUCGGACGACGUGAGCCGCAUCUUUGGCGGAUCGCAGGCCUCGAUCCGGCGCUGCAAGGCGUGCGACCACACGGCGGUGACGCACGAAUACUUUUGGGAGCUCCUCCUCAACAUGAUCGAGCUCCGGUACACGCCGAUCACCGACCUCUCGGGCGUGACCGGCACGGGGCUCACGAUUCCGUGCCCGCUCGGCUUUGACCGUCUCAACUUUGACUUGAACAAGGACCGCACCAAUGCACCGUACGUCUACCUCUGCGUCAAGCGCGACGUACAGGCGACGCCAAUCACCGACAUCAUGAUCAAGGUGGCCGACGUGACCGAGCCCAAGCCGCAUGUACCUGGCUACACGCGCCUUGAAAUCGACUUGAACCUGGGCGGCAGCUCUGGCAUCAUCAAUUUGCUCUCAUCGCCCAUCCAGAAGGGCGCGUCAUCGUUGGAGGGACCGCGACAUGUGACCAACAACAGUGGUGGUGGCGGGAAGAAGCAGGUGUAUCUCUUUUACUCGCGGGAUCCCACGGGGUCGCCGAUCACGGACCUCAACGUGGUCUACGGCACCGACACGGUGCCCGACGGCUUCCGCGCGAUCCGCGUCGACCUCAACCAAGGCGACGGCACGCCCGUGUACCUCUGCUACCGCUCGGACAUGCCCAUCACGGACCUCAAGCUCGUGACCGAAGGCCGCCCGGGCUACAAGCUCCUCGACAACUCGUUGCACCUCGCAUCGACGGACCACCAAUACAUUGCGCACACGGAUGGCGGCCACGGCGCGUGUGUCACAGGUCUCCAGCUCGUGCCUGCGGCCGACGUGGACACGCGCAAGUCGGAGAAGUGGGAAGAUUUGGGCUUAAGACCGGCGCCGGCGAACGGCGCCAAGCUCAUGCUCCAGCGCGGCCACGGCAACCCGCUGUACGCGAUCGAGGUGUUUCGUGCUCCGCGCAUGGUGCCCAAGUUUUCCGAGUACGAGGUCAUCUCGCUGCACGCACCGGCGCCCGGGCCGCUCACAAUCGAGCGCCUCCAUGGGCUCUGGAAGGCUGGCGACGACUGCGAGCGCUCAAAGCGCGCGCUGCAGCUGCACCACGUGGCGCUUUCGCAAAACCAAAGCUUUUGCGUCCGGGGCUCGUUUGGCACAAAGGGUGUGGUGCAGGGUGUCUUGCAGUGGCUAGCGCCCAGCGGCACGUAUGUGCUGCACGGCCACUGGACGGACGCAACGACCAAGCACCCGCAAGUCGCGCACCUACUCUUCCGCGGUGACGCGUUGGAGGGCACGAUUGGCGAUGCGAAAACCAACAAGAACGUCGUUUUGCGCGGUACGCACGUGUCGUCGACGAUGACGAGCCAGCACCCGGUCACGGACCUCUUGCUCGUCCGCAAGUCGAGCGCGACUCCGCUGCCGCCGGGCGUGGCGCUCGUGCCGACGCCGAUCCACGGCGAUUUGCACUUGGCAGUCCGCCGGGACCCGAACGCGCCGGCCAUCAAAGACGUGUGCGUGGUCUACGGGGACAUUGACCCGAUCCCAGACGACUAUGUGUGCCUCCACACGACCUUGCACGGGACGUCGGGCAACCUGAACGACGGCGCGCACGCCGUCCCGCUCUUCAUUUGCUUCAAGCGCGAUGCCAACGCCGCGACAUUAGGCCUCAUGGACGUGGGUAUUGUAUCGGGCAGCGACGUGCCCGAAGGCUACACCAAGAUUGGCCACACGCCGCUGGGCAUGGAAGCGAAUCUGCAGCCGGGCAAGCCGCUCUUUCUGAUCUACAAGCGCGGCGCGAGUGCCACGCCGAGGGUUGUCGAGCACCCGCUCAACGGCCAGUUUGACACGUCGCUUUGGGGACCGCUCCAGCUGACGGUCGUCGAGGCACUGCCAUUGGCAUACGACGUCGUUGGCAAGUUUGGCUUUACGCUACACGGGAAUGCGGCGGCCAACGGUGCAAUGCGUGGCAUCCUGUACCCGACGACCGCCGACGCCACGAGCUUCCACCUUGUCGGGUACUGGGAGACGACGUUUGGGACGCACAACUCACUUUCGUCGGCCACGUACUCGCCGCUGACGCCGCUGCAUGCGUCGACGCAGCCGAUGGAGCUGCGGUUUUCGCUUGACGGAUCGAUUCCAGUGGCGUCGGGCUUUUGGGCGCUCGGCAACAGUGACGGCGGCAAGUGGGCGCUUGUCCAUGAUUGCUACGUGCACAUUGGCUUCAAGAAGGACUAUGGCUCCGAGUGGGCGAAUGGCGCGCUGCAGACGUCGGACCGCGUCUCGUCGCACGCGCUGCCCUCGCUGCUGCGGCGGUUCGUGUCGCCACGGACUUUGGGUGGGGACUUUACGUGCGGCCAGUGCCACGCCCGCGCCGAGUCGCGUGUGCACUCGACGAUCGUGUCGCCGCCGAGCCACUUGAUUCUGACGCUCAAGCGCAUGCACUACGACUGGAAGCUCCAGAAGACGUGCAAGAGCCUCCACGAUGUGAGCUUUCCGCCUUGCCUGGCGCUGCCGCCGCUCGAGGCAGCCGACGCGGUGGUGCUCGGCGCGUCCGAGGACGACCUGCCGCGCGGGUACGGCUUGUACGCGGUGCUCGUGCACAGCGGCGUGAGUGCCAACUCGGGGCACUACUACUCGUACUGCCGCGACUCGUCGAGUGGCCACUUGGACCUCAACGACGACGACGCGGCGCCGUGGAUCAAGUUUAACGACACGACGCUGGCCGUCUCGAGCUGGGCCGAGAUGAACCAAGCGAUGACAACGUCCGUGUCCGACUCGGUGUACCUCCUCUUUUACAAGCGCCUCGACGCUCACCAGUCUCUCGGCAACAACCUGGAGAAUGAAGAAGAAGAAGCCAAGUCGGAGGACGAGGAAGCUAUGCUUUUGGCCAAAGCCAUGGCACUCUCCAUGUCGUCGACGCAGGCCGCGCUCGAGUCGCUCGACCACGUGGUCGCGUUCUCGCCGGCGACGCAGGGGCUCAUCCAAGAGAUUGAAGCAGAGAACACGGCCCGGAUGCUGGCGGCGCAGACGAGCGAGGUGGCGAUGGACGAUCUCCAUACGGUCGUCCGCGCCAUGUCGAGCGUGCCCGAACCCUACAAGGCGGCGUUGGAAGCGGCGCUCAUCUAACAGGAAGGAACCUUUGUAUCUGCAAA
Saprolegnia diclina VS20 is the source of this 7228-nucleotide messenger RNA. RefSeq lists its product as hypothetical. Lineage: Eukaryota; Oomycota; Saprolegniomycetes; Saprolegniales; Saprolegniaceae. Gene Ontology annotation, biological process: protein deubiquitination. Bases 24 to 7202 code for a protein of 2392 amino acids. Gene Ontology annotation, molecular function: cysteine-type deubiquitinase activity; cysteine-type endopeptidase activity. The record is from RefSeq and is a predicted model, not a curated record. Gene Ontology annotation, cellular component: nucleus; cytosol. The transcript has 3 exons.